GUGGCAGUCCAACCUGCUGCCCAUCAGACUCCAGAGCCACUUCUGUCAUGUCUAACAUCAGUGUGAGGUCUUGGUGGAGUGGAGGGGGACCUCAUCGAGUGUUUGUGCCCCACUCCCCCAUGGACUUGAAGAUUGGGCACAGGGUCCGAAUCAUGUUACCCUCUGGACGGAUCAGCACCGGUACCUUACGCUACCUGGGCAACAUACAAAACUCUCCCGAAUACCAUCUUGGCGUAGAACUGGAGUUGGCUGAUAAUGGACAGCAUGACGGCACCUAUGAAGGACAGCGCUACUUUCACUGUGACCCUGGACAUGGCGCGUUUGUAACAUUCAGUAAAUUGUUAAUGGCUUGGGAGUAGAUGCUCUUAUUGGAACACUUAAGUGAAGACUCUUCAGGCCACUCAAAGGCACUCUUGGAACAGUUCGUUGGAUAGAUCAGAGCACAGCAAUGAUGAAAUAUUUAUGUAGGCCAACCCAGAAGUUAACAUUCCCUACACCAAAAACACAAUAGGCUUUUGGAUUAUUGCAAAAAUUAUGCAAAAAAGUUAAAAGCUAAGUAAACAUGGACAAAUGCCUUCAAUGUCACCAAUAUUACUUACCAAAAAUAUUAUUUAAUAAAUUUUCCCUGAAAGUUUGAGUUUUAAUAGUAUGCAAUAGCAUGAUUAUAAACACAAUGAUGCUGUGAAACUGGGUAAUGAGUAGAUGAGUUUACCUGUUCAGUCUGAACACAUUUAAUGUCCCAGACAAUCUCUGUAGUCCCAUUUAGUUACUUGUUAGCAACCACCUUUAUCAAUUCAAGCAAAAGCAUAACAAACACUUAGGGGUCAUAGAAUGGCCUGUGUUCACAACUUUUGGCAUUUAACCAAAAACCCAUUAAAAAAAAAAAAAAAAAAAUCUUCAGGACGAUGGAACCGGAGGGGCUAAAAUGCUAACUUUUUCCAGGUUUGGCCUACAAAAACACAUCAUGCCUGCAGGAGUAUUUGUGUAUAGUAUAACUCUACUAGUAGAACAAUAACUUGUAACUGGCAGACAGGUGACCUUAUAUGUUACCAUAAAGCUGAAAAGGGUGAUUUCUGCUCCACUAGUGACACCAAAUGUAAAAGCAAAAACAAUCAAUCUCACCCCAACAUUGUACCAUUGGAUGAACAUGGUAUAGCAAUGUUUUGAAGAUGGCACCAACCUAUGAAUGUAUUAGCUACUUGGCGUCUCUGUCUAUUAAUAAUCUGUCAUUUUUACCAAGAAAUCACACGUGAUCAUGUGAUUUGUUUGAAAACAUGAUUUCUUAGACAAUAAGUAAGCAUGAAGGUACACCCUAAACCUAACCUCAAAGGGACAUAAACAGAUCGUACAAACAAAUGACAAAUUAGCAAUCAAUUCUGCAUGUAUGUAGAUAUAAAUUUAAAUAUAGUUAGGCCCCGUCCACAUGGAGACGAGUUUAGCAGUAUACGCAUAAAUUUUGUAUCAUGUAGGCGUUUUGGGAGUGAAACCGACAUUUUUUGAAACCGGGUCCAACUGGAUAAAUCAGAAAACGCCACCCUUGUGUUUUCGUCUGGACAGCGGAUCCAUAUAUUUUCUGAAACGAUGACAUCAUUAGCCCACCUCUCACCCCUAGUCAGACACCGCUACGUCACGUAACAGAAAUAAAAAAAUGUACAAACACUGAAGGAUUGUCUUUUUAUUAACUAACAUUAACACAAGAUUAAUACAUGUUUUGUUACAUGUUUGUUUGUAAACUGCGCGCAAGGUUUACGCGCAUAGUCCAA
Messenger RNA from Carassius carassius (crucian carp), 1763 nucleotides. Its product is annotated as CAP-Gly domain-containing linker protein 3. Bases 48 to 359 code for a protein of 103 amino acids. The transcript is spliced from 3 exons. NCBI's taxonomy places the organism in Eukaryota, Metazoa, Chordata, Actinopteri, Cypriniformes, Cyprinidae. The record is from RefSeq and is a predicted model, not a curated record.